UUGUAAUAAAAAAAUCUGAAAGCCACAACACAUAGUGCGCAAAAGGAAUAUUAUCAGAUUGAACCAAUUUGUCCUAUGGUCAAAAUUAGAUUUUUGAUUCAUUUUUUUAGGAAUACUUGUGGUGACUAGUUGUCAAUUUCUGUUGGAUAUACAUAGCUGCAAUUAAUGCUGUUUCAGUGAAUUUUAAAAAAUGUGGGGUCUUUUGGCAAUAUGCUUAGUUCGUUUUCAAUUGUAAAAGGAAUUUGCAUGGUUCUUGUUCAAAAGCUGUUGUUGAGUUUUAUGAAAGUUAAAGCCUCAGAAUACAAUCAUUCACCAGCAGUUAGACAAAUGGAGGAAGAAAAGCAUAGUGAAUUCUGCAAAUCUUCAUACCAUUUUGACUUGGAUACUGGGCUAGAGAAGAACUAUGUAGAGCAGAAGAAAAGACAAUUACCUGGCUGUGAUUCUUCUAAGGAUGAGAUUAAUUCUGUUCAUGAGGAUCUGAUUAGAGAAAUUGCACUUCUGGAGCUGGAUAUUAUGUAUUUGGAGAAAUAUCUUCUUUCAAUGUAUAGGAAAACAUUUUCCAAACGGUUAGAAUCACUGUCUAUGAAAGAUGAAAGGAAGUUUUCAGAAGUGAAGGAGCAAAAUGGCAAGUCAAAGGAAAAUCUAGUGACUAAUACUAGUCCUAUUUUGCCACCUUUGAGUAAUCCAAUCAAAGAAUGUGAUGACACACAAAAACUAGUUGAUUCUACCAUUUUGAGAUGCCAUUCUUCCCUAUCACAUGCUGCCUUUUCCUUCAGAGCUUCACCUUCAGUUGCAGCUCUUGCCGAGGCGGUCGACUCAUACCAUUCUUUGCCUUUGUCAAUGCUCGAGCAUGCUCAGCCAUCCACGGAGUAUACUGUUACAAGUUGUUCUAAUCAUUAUCAUAAAUCGCCAAGCCAGUUAUCUGAAGAAAUGAUCAAGUGCAUUUCAGCCAUAUAUUGUCAGCUUGCUGAUCCACCUUUCCUUGGCUAUGAUUUAAGCUCAUCUCCCAUCUCAGUCUCAUCAUCAACACUGGAAUCAUUUCCUGAAGCUCAGACCGAUAUGCAGGGCCAGAAACGCAGAGAAAAUUCAUCGUCAAACUAUCCGUUCCACAUUGACGAGUCGAAGAGAUUUAGCGGAUGUUUUGUUAGGAUGGUUGAGGUGCAAGGGCUGUGUCGAGAUAGUCAAAGCUUAAAUGCUGCAGAACACGCACUAAAACAAUUUAGGUAUCUAGUCUCAAAGUUGGAAGAAGUUGACCCUAGGGAAAUGAGACAUGAAGAGAAACUAGCUUUUUGGAUUAAUGUCCACAAUGCACUAGUAAUGCAUGCAUUUUUGGUUCAUGGGAUUCCAAGAAGUAAUCUCAAGAGAGCAUCUCUACUUCUUAAGGCCGCUUACAAUAUUGGAGGGAAUACAGUAAGUGUGGACAUGAUUCAGAAUUCUAUACUACGAUGCCAGUUGCCUCGUCCUGGUCAGUGGCUUCAAUCAUUGUUCUUUACUAAACAAAGAUUUAAAGCUGGAGAUGCACGAAAAGGAUAUGCAUUAGAGCAUCCAGAUCCUCGCCUACGCUUUGCUCUCUGCUCAGGAAACCAUUCUGAUCCUGUGCUUCGAUUGUACACAUCGAAGAGAGUGUUCGAAGAACUAGAAGUGGCUAAAGACGAGUACAUUCAGGCAAACGUAAGGGUACACAAAGAACAGAAACUAGUCCUUCCAAAGAAUGUGGAAUCUUAUAUUAAAGAGGUGAAUUUGUGUCCAUCUGGUUUAUUCGAAACAAUAGAGCAAGCAUUACCUUCUUAUUUGAGGAAGGAAAUUCAGCAGCCCGAGCAACGAAAGUUGUGGAAGAAAAUUGAUUGGAUUCCUCACAACUUCACUUUCCGCUACCUUAUUUCAAGCGAAUUGUUUGAGUGAGCUUCACAGUCUCGUGCCUUUCUGAUCGUCGUCACUGUCAAUGGUUAUGAAUGUCAGAUGAAUCACAAUCAAAACCUGUUGAACAGCAGCUUUGAGAAAAAGUAACUUAAGAUCUGGAAUAUAUUAAAGGGGCUAUUCAGAUUGAAAAGUGGUUCAAUUUUUGAGCUCCUAGUCUAACAAAGUGCUGUAGUUGUGAUUCAACUGUCAUUCCUAAUGAGUGUACCCUCAUUUUCCCAAGCGAGUUUGUAACAAUAUGGAUGGUUAAAAACCACAUUUAUUCUCUUAUUUUUUUUUCUUUUA
Molecule: messenger RNA, 2202 nt
Organism: Nicotiana attenuata
Lineage: Eukaryota; Viridiplantae; Streptophyta; Magnoliopsida; Solanales; Solanaceae
Exons: 11
Coding region: 211-1902 (563 amino acids)
Source: RefSeq, a predicted model, not a curated record